Vigna angularis (adzuki bean) is the source of this 932-nucleotide messenger RNA. RefSeq names its product transcriptional regulator TAC1. The record is from RefSeq and is a predicted model, not a curated record. Lineage: Eukaryota; Viridiplantae; Streptophyta; Magnoliopsida; Fabales; Fabaceae. The transcript is spliced from 2 exons. The coding region runs from base 49 to 594 and encodes 181 amino acids.
UUUAUUUCUUUCUGAGAGAAAAGAGUGUGUUCAUUGAUCAACACUGCUAUGAAUUCAGAGAAGCCAGUCAGCCCUGAGAAUUUAAGUGAUGAAAAUGAUCAAGAAGAAGCACAAGAUGACACUGGUGGAACUAAACGCUCUUAUGAGUGCACAUUCUGCAAAAGAGGUUUCACAAACGCUCAGGCUUUGGGGGGUCAUAUGAAUAUCCAUAGGAAAGACAGGGCCAAGGCCAAGCAAUUCACACUCGACGCUUCACCUUCAAUUAACAAAUUCAACAGUCAUGAAUCCAUAGUCUUUCCUUUUGUCUCAGAAACUUUGAACCAACAACACGCAAGGCCUAAUUACUCCGUUUUGGAGUCUCAGAGGAACUGUGACAAACACUUUCAUCCCCCAGCUCCUGCAAGUGCCUUUUAUUAUGAGUUUUAUGAGUCAAGGUCUCGGUCUUUGAGUUUGAACCAAGAGCUUCGCGGUGCCAACCUGAGUCUCCAAAUUGGUCCAAGUCAUCAUGUGGGUGAUGAUAUUCAUCAAGUGAGAGGAAACCAGAAAGAUAGUGAAGUGGACUUGGAGCUAAGACUUGGCCAUCAUCCAUACUGAAAAGGCUAUUUGUAAUUUCAGGUUGGAUGCCUAGAAAGGUUUGAAGAAGUAUCAGAACUAACACUGAGGUAUAUAUAAAUUAUAUUGUUGUACGCUACUAUAUAUAUACAUAUAUCUGAAGAAGUAAGAGUACUAUAAAGAAAAAGGCAGCUAAAUGCUUAACCUCCAAGUAUAUGCACGAGCAUUUGACAGUUGAAUAUGUGUAUAUAAGGGAGCAGCAAUAACCUAGGUUUUUAUCCUUUUGCUUGUAUUUCGUAUGUGUGUUUUCGGAUUCUUAUUAUAAGAUACAAUUAACAGUUGGUAUAUUGAAUUUAUUAUCUUGUUUUCCUACCAGUCUU